Messenger RNA from Didymosphaeria variabile, 837 nucleotides. RefSeq lists its product as uncharacterized. NCBI's taxonomy places the organism in Eukaryota, Fungi, Ascomycota, Dothideomycetes, Pleosporales, Didymosphaeriaceae. The record is from RefSeq and is a predicted model, not a curated record. The coding region runs from base 1 to 837 and encodes 278 amino acids. The transcript has 2 exons.
AUGUCAUUCGACAACUCCAUCAAGAGUAUCGAAGACAAGGGCGAUGUCUUGCUUAUUUGCGACGAUCCGACGACGCCGGGCACUAUUUUCCAGUUUCCUAGUCAUCUUGUCCGAACUGAGGAAGAGAAGAGAAUGGUUCUCACAACGCUCGUCUGUCAAGAACCUACCGCUUAUCUCCAUGACUUCCUGACGGAGAUGCUCGACGGUACGGGCGUGACUCUAGAGGAGCAUAUGCUAAGGAUCAAGAAGCCUGCGAAGACGGUCCGCGUGGACGCCCAGAGAAAGAUUCUUGACAUGAGCAAUUUCUACCAUUCGGUUGUACGUGCUACGUCAUCUGAUGGCACCUAUUCAUGGAUCGUCGACGCGUCGGGAGCGCAGUAUAGUAUCUUCAAGGCUUGUUUGACUGAGCGAACCUACCGCAAACGGCACGUCGUUAACACUUUGGCUGCAUAUCGAUCAGGCACCAACAAGAAAAUCUAUGAGAAAAUGAAGGACAUGGAGGGUAAUGGACCUCUGCUUGCUCGCAUUGGUUGGUUUGCAGUGGACAAGGUCAGGUCGGCCGUCUUGGAGUGGAGGACCAAAUCCGAUUUCUCACUAUCCUCGCUCAUGGGCAAACCGGAAGCAAUCUUCGUCGAAGGGUGUAAAGAGCUUGUGGAGUGCAUCAAGGUUUCGCUUGACAACUUUGCCGCUGAAGUGCGAGCCAAAUUCUUCGCAGACAUCGGGCGCACGAUGGUUUAUUCCCAGCAGGACGCGUGGAAGUUGGCCAUCGGCCUCGACCCAAACCAGGAUGUGACAAAGAUGAUGGAGGAGAUCAGCAAGAAGAAUCAGCUAUAUUAG